Messenger RNA from Drosophila mauritiana, 4626 nucleotides. It is a transcript of the gene Sec24CD, whose product is annotated as protein transport protein Sec24C. Gene Ontology annotation, biological process: COPII-coated vesicle cargo loading; intracellular protein transport; endoplasmic reticulum to Golgi vesicle-mediated transport. The record is from RefSeq and is a predicted model, not a curated record. The coding region runs from base 309 to 3911 and encodes 1200 amino acids. The transcript has 7 exons. Lineage: Eukaryota; Metazoa; Arthropoda; Insecta; Diptera; Drosophilidae. Gene Ontology annotation, molecular function: zinc ion binding; SNARE binding. Gene Ontology annotation, cellular component: COPII vesicle coat; endoplasmic reticulum exit site.
GCAAGGCAAAAAGAGCAAAAAAGAUCGAAUUAGGGAACUGACGUGGAAGUUCGUUUAGCUCGAAAUUAUUCUUGUUUUUCAACCAGCGAUCGUUCGCCGCGGCCGUCGAGAGUUGAGGCCAAUACAGAGUGGCCAAAAUCGAGGAGUCAGUGGUCAGGAAUCCGGCCGAAUAGCCCCCGAAAUUGCCAAAUCGCCGUGGCGAACUUUGAGCCAAUCCGUGUGUUUUCUCUUCGUUUUCCGUGAAAGUUGUUUGUUGGCUUAGCGUCGACCCUCUCCGCUAAAACCAAGGUGAUUAAUCCGGGCCAGAAAUGAAUCCGAAUAUGUACGGGCCACCGCCCACGCAGUUCCAGCAGCAACCCCAGUUCGGUGCUCCUCCUCCAAAUUCCGGAGGUUGGCCACCGCAGCAACAACAACUACCGCAGCAGCAGCCGCCGCAGCAACAACUGCCUCCGCAGCAGCAGCAACAACAACCACAGUACGGAGCACCACCACCAACGUCGGCGGCAUCCCAGCCUUACCUCAAUGGCAACUACCAGCAGCAGUUGGCCACGUCGAUGGGAGGUUUGAGUGUGGGUGGCGGUGUCGGUGGGGCCAAUCCCCUGAAGCCACCACUCCCCCAAGGAGCUCCCGCUGCUGCGGCACCACCGCCAACCGGUUUCAAUCAGUUCAACUCUAAUGCGGCACCCCCUCCGACCAACAACAACAAUGCUGCAUUCGGUGCUCCACCACCGACGCAAGCUGGAAGUUAUGUCAACGGAGCCCUACCGCCCAGCAGCACUCCACAAAGCGUGGCCAGUGGGAUUAAUCAGAUGAGCUUGAACAGCGCCACUUUGGCGGGACUGCCGCACAUGCCGCCUCCGAAAGCGGCAACGCCGGGAGCAGCACCUGGUCAGCCUCCGAUUCCAGCAGCUGGAUCUACUUCUCAGCCGCCUCUACCCGGACAACCGCCACUUCCCGGACAGCCACCCUUUUCCGGUCAGAUUCCCACAUCUCAGCCUGCCCCAAGUCCGUAUGGAGUACCGAGCUCACGACCGGGUCAACCCCAGCUACCUCCUGGAGCCACUCCUCCGACUUACACGCAACCCGGAUUGCCACCUCAGCAGCAGCAGCAGGGAAUCCCGCCACUGCAGCAGCCAGGGAUACCACAGCAGCAGCCGGGAUUUCCCCCACAGCAGCAGCCGGGAUUUCCGCCACAGCAGCCUGGACUGCCACCCCUAUCACAACCCGGGUUGCAACCAGGAGCGCCUUACGGAGCUCCCCAACAAGGCGGAUAUCCAGGUGGCUUUCCAGGUCAGGCUCCCGGAGGCUUCCCUGGAGCACCUCCACCACUUCCAGGUCAGCAGGCAGCUGCUCCGCCGCAAUUCGGAGCUCCACAACCUGGUUAUCCGGGCCAGCAGCCGGGCUAUCCGCCACAACCCGGUCAGCAGCCGAUGCCUGGAUAUCCCCCACAACCGGGACAGCAACCAGGUGGACCAGGAUAUCCACCUCAGCCAGGUGCCGGUUUUCCAGGUCAGCCAGGACGUCCUGGCUUUAAUCAACCUCCCAUGCCAGGAGCAGGAAAUAUGUAUCAACAGGCUCCUCAGGCACGACGCCUGGAUCCAGAUCAAAUGCCCAAUCCAAUCCAGGUGAUGAUUGAGAACCAGCGAUUGUCUGGAGGACCGUUUGUGACCAACCAGCCAGGAUUGCUGCCUCCAUUGGUGACCACCAAAUUCGUGGUUCACGACCAAGGCAACUCUUCACCCCGCUUCCUGCGCUCCUCGCUCUAUUGCAUCCCCAAUACGGGUGAUCUUUUGAAGACCACAGCUCUACCCCUGACACUGAAUAUCUCGCCGCUAGCCAAAGUUGGCGAGGGGGAAAUGGAGCCACCGAUAGUGAACUUCGGCGAAAUGGGACCAAUUCGUUGCAACAGGUGUAAGGCGUACAUGUCGCCCAACAUGCAGUUCGUGGACGCCGGCCGCCGAUUCCAGUGCCUGAUGUGCAAAGUAACUUCGGAAGUUCAUCAGGGCUACUAUCAGCAUCUGGAUCACACUGGUCAGCGUGUGGACAAGCAUGAAAGACCUGAAUUACUGCUGGGAACUUACGAGUUCCUGGCCACCAAGGAUUACUGUCGGAACAAUACUCCCCCGGAAGUUCCCGCCUUUAUCUUCAUCAUCGACGUCUCCUACAACACCGUGAAGUCGGGACUGGUUCAUCUGCUCUGCUCCCAGAUCAAGAACAUACUCAAGCAUUUGCCUGUCGAUCAGGGUCAAGACAAAUCCAAGGUGCGGGUGGGCUUCAUCACGUACAACAGCACCGUGCAUUUCUACAAUAUAAAGAGCAGUCUGGCCCAGCCGCAAAUGAUGGUUGUGGGCGAUGUCCAGGAGAUGUUCAUGCCGCUGUUGGAUGGAUUCCUGUGUCACCCAGAAGAGUCGGCUGCUGUUAUCGAUGCUCUGAUGGAGGAAAUCCCUCGUAUGUUUGCCGACACCAAGGAAACCGAAACGAUUCUGUACCCUGCCAUUCAAGCGGGUUUGGAGGCACUGAAGGCCUCGAAUGCAGCUGGAAAACUGCUGGUGUUUAACUCAACGCUACCCAUCGCGGAGGCGCCUGGCAAGCUAAAGAAUCGCGAUGACCGGAAGCUUCUGGGAACUGAUAAGGAGAAAACCGUACUCACCCCACAAACCACUGCAUAUAACACACUGGGCCAGGAGUGCGUCCAGCAGGGUUGCUCCGUGGACUUAUUCGUGUUUAACAACGCCUACAUCGACUUGGCCACGAUUGGGCAGGUUUCUCGGCUGACUGGUGGCGAGGUGUUCAAGUACACCUACUUCCAGGCGGACGUGGAUGGCAAGAGACUAAUACAGGAUAUCAUCAAGAACGUAUCGCGACCGAUCGCUUUCGACGCGGUGAUGAGGGUGCGCACAUCGGCGGGCAUCCGACCCACGGAGUUUUAUGGUCACUUCUUCAUGUCCAAUACAACUGAUGUUGAGCUGGCCAGUAUUGAUGCCACCAAGUCGAUAAGCAUUGAGAUCAAGCAUGACGACAAGCUGGCGCCAGAAGAGAACGUGUACCUUCAAGUCGCACUAUUGUACACCUCGUGCAGCGGACAAAGGCGUCUGCGAGUCCUUAACCUGGCUCUGCGCGUUACAACGACGAUUGCGGACGUCUUUAAGAGCUGCGACCUGGACGCGAUGAUGCUGUUCUUCGCCAAGCAGGCCUGCUUCAAGCUGAUGGAGCACUCACCCAAGCAGGUGAAAGACAACCUAAUCCAUCGAUCGGCGCAGAUCCUGGCCUGCUAUCGCAAGCACUGCACCUCGCCCACCUCCGCCGGCCAGUUGAUUCUUCCCGAGUGCCUGAAGCUGCUGCCCCUGUAUGCCUCGUGUUUGCUCAAAAACGAUGCUAUUUCCGGCGGUUCGGACAUGACUCUAGACGAUCGGUCUUAUGUUAUCCAGUUCAUUCUGUCCAUGGACUUGAACCAAUCCGUCAGCUACCUGUAUCCCCGUUUCAUUCCCAUCCACAACGUUGUGCCCGAGGAGACAGAUCUGCCGACUCCUGUUCGCUGCACGCACGAAAAGACGCAAGAGGAUGGCGCCUACAUCCUGGAGAAUGGAGUCCACCUCUUCGUCUGGCUGGGCCAGGCAUUGUCGCCUGAUUUUGUGCAGUCCGUAUUCGGCGUUCAGGGUUUGCAGCAAAUUGCUUUGGAGCGGUUCAACAUUGUUCCAGAAACGCCGCUGGCCAAGCGCAUACACGGCAUCCUAGAGCAGAUCAUGAAGGAGCGAUCGCGAUACAUGAGGAUAACCUGGUUGCGGCAGAACGACAAACUGGAGAGCGUGUUCCGACACUUCCUCGUGGAGGACCGCGGUACAGACGGUUCCGCAAGCUACGUGGAUUUCCUGUGUCACAUGCACAAGGAGAUCAAGGAUCUGCUGAGUUAGCACGCCGGCUACUCCGGCACAUACAAGCCCGAGCAGCGAUGGGCGGACAGCUAUUCCCAAAACAGGGCUCGGAUGCGUCGUCUGUCGUCCAUGCGCAGUCGCCUCGGAAAAUAAGAAAUGCAAAGGGUUUAGGAUCAGAAGCAGAAACUGGCGCUGAGAGCUGUUGGAAAUUCAAUUAUAUUUACAUCAAAAUACAUAUACAUAUAUAUUAAUUAAUGGCUAUCAUUUCGAGCGUAUCAAUUCUUCCAUUAAUUUUAUUAAAGUUUUCACAUUUUGCUUUGUUUUACAUUAUAUAUAUAUAUAUUUGUAUGUAUUUUUUGAUCGGCUGCGCCAGAAACGAAACAUUUGUUAAACGAGGCAACUGCUUAUCUGCAAAAUUAGAAAAAAAUUAUUCUCUUAUAAAAUUCCAUGAAUAUGUUUAAUUGUAAUUACAAAUUACUUGCAAAUUUUCCACAGUUGAAAACUGCUAGUUGAUUAUAACGGAUAGUAUAAGAGCCCUACUUUGUCCACUUCCUUUUUGGUCUAAUGUAUUUUUGCAAUAAUUUGUGCGCUGCGCCCUGCUUUUUAUCAUACUUUAUGUCAUUGAAAGAUUAUUAUAUUAUAACCUAAAUGUUUCGUGUGAGAAUUACUCGACUUAUAUGGUAUAUUGCCCCUUCAACUAUCGAAAGAAAUGCAAACACUGCAAAACAAAAACACAUUUAUUGAGAAUGAAAAA